Messenger RNA from Melitaea cinxia (Glanville fritillary), 4135 nucleotides. RefSeq names its product protein O-GlcNAcase (gene Oga). The transcript is spliced from 22 exons. Gene Ontology annotation, molecular function: beta-N-acetylglucosaminidase activity. The record is from RefSeq and is a predicted model, not a curated record. NCBI's taxonomy places the organism in Eukaryota, Metazoa, Arthropoda, Insecta, Lepidoptera, Nymphalidae. Bases 243 to 3395 code for a protein of 1050 amino acids. Gene Ontology annotation, biological process: glycoprotein metabolic process.
GUUAGAUUGUCAUACGUUUGACACAUCAUAUACGAUUUCUCUCUAGUCCGUAUUAUUUCUAUUGCGUGCAUAUUUCUUCAAUUUGCACCUUAAACGGAUACACCGGCAUUUUGUAAUUAGUGUUAUACUCCAUUCCCAUAUAUUUAACAACCAGCUUCAUUUAUUUUUGUUCAUUUCUUAAAACAGUAAAUCUAUAGCAUUUUUUUUAAAAAUCUUUUUGCUUUGUGCAGAAAACUACUAAAAUGUCUGAAAGCUCUCCAGACGAGCAUAGUUCUAAACGCAAAGAUUUUAUUUGCGGUGUCGUUGAAGGCUUUUACGGUCGACCGUGGACAACGGAGCAGAGGAAGGAUCUGUUUCAAAAACUAAAGAAAUGGGGUCUAGACGUGUAUGUGUACGCUCCAAAAGAUGACUACAAGCAUAGAGCAUACUGGAGGGAACUAUACACAGUGGAGGAGGCCGAACACUUAACAUCUCUGAUCUCGGAGGCUAAGUCUCAUGGAAUAACAUUCUGCUAUGCUCUUUCACCCGGACUGGACAUAACAUACAGUAACCAAAAAGAAAUAACAACAUUGAAGAGAAAGCUUGAACAAGUCUCACAGUUUGGUUGUACAUGCUUUGCUCUUCUAUUUGAUGACAUAGAGCCAGAAAUGAGUGAAGCAGAUAAGCAGAUAUUCCAGAGCUUUGCUCAUGCCCAGGUAUCAGUGACCAAUGAAAUUCAUCAACAUCUCGGCUGCCCAAGGUUCUUACUGUGUCCCACGCAGUAUUGUUCCACUCGUGCCGUUCCCACAGUCAACAGCUCGGAAUAUCUUAAUACACUUGGUACAAAACUUUCUCAGGAGAUUGACAUUAUGUGGACAGGUCCCAAAGUUAUAUCGAAAACAUUAACAACUGAAUGUAUUGAAGAAAUAACACAGGUAUUGAGACGCCCACCAGUCAUUUGGGAUAACUUGCAUGCCAACGAUUAUGACCAAAAGAGGAUUUUUUUGGGUCCAUACUGCGGUCGUUCACCUGAACUGAUUCCCUUGCUUCGUGGAGUUUUAUCCAACCCAAAUUGUGAAUACAACGCUAAUAUGAUCCCAAUAUGGACCCUUGCACAUUGGGCUCGAUGUAGUCUGGAUGCACCUGUUCAUAUGGAAGCAGUGUCUUGGGAUAUAAAGUUGGAGCGAGAAAGUGAACAAGGUGUUUGUGAGGAUGAACUGCCCAUGACUCUUGGGAAAAAUGUAUAUCACCACAGACAGGCACUCAGACUAGCAAUUAAUGAAUGGCUACCUGAGUUUUCAAUACCAAAAACUUCACAAGGACCUGUCAUCAAACCCCAACCACCCGUAACGAUGCCGCCAGUGCCAAUCAUCCCGAUCCUGCCGUCGGUGAACACGUGCAUGUCGCUGGUGACGAGCACCAGCUGCACCACCACCACCAGCACGGCCGAGCUGGGCUCCAUCCCCACCGUCAACGCCAGCCAGCUGCAGGCCCUCGCCGACGUGUGCUCCGCCACGCCCGACCGCCCCAUCCUCUCCACCGGGGUAUCUCCUAUAGAAACGUUCAACCCAAUACCAAAUUCAGUGAUGAAUUCACUAGUCUCACCGACUAAAGUAGUUCUAAACGAAUCGAUUCCGAAUCCUAUAAUACCGAUCGCCAGUUCGAAUAUGUCACUACCUUCAGAAAUACCAGUUUCGACCCUACCAGUCCCUAUCAUGGGUUUGAAGACCAUCGAUCAAGUCACUGGUGAUAAAAUAGAGACAGAUCAAACAAUGGCAGAUAAAAUAGAUUUGAAUGAAUCCGUUUCGAACGAUAGCGUGCUCGAGACAGCCAGUUUUAUUGAGGAUAUGAAGAAGGAUAAAGAUGAAGACGAUACGAUUAUAGUUGAUGAUGUGGAACCAACUGUAGAGCAACAACAGAAUGGGGAUAUGAGCAUUGGAGACACUCCACAAACACUGAGCCCGAGCCGCGCGGGGGCCGAGCCCCUGGACGUGGACCCGCCCUCCGCCGACUGCGACGUGGUGAUGCACGACCAGCUCAGCGAGAAUGGUUCCAUGCAAGUGGAACCGAGCAAUAGUCCACUGAGUGCCGAUAUGAUGGUGGAGCCAACAGAACCGGCAGAGGUUACUGAUGAGCCAGUUGAUGAAGCGAUAUUGGAAGAGAAUGCGUUAACAGCAGACGACUUAAUGCUCCUCUGUGACUUGUUCUACUUGCCUUUCGAGCACGGAUCCAGAGGACUACGAUUGAUGCACGAUUUCCACUGGCUCACCACUCAUGCGGCCAGUAUAUUGCAGAAGGGAAAUAAGAGUGAGGCAUGCUCCUCGGGCAGCGCGACGAGCGAGUGGCGGCGGCGGCUGUGGCGCUUCUCGUGGUGGGCGGCGCGCGUGAGGCGCCUGGCGCGGCGGGCGGGCGGCGCGCGCAACCGCGAGCUGGGCGCCGAGCUGCGGCCCUACCUGUGGGAGCUGUGCGCCGUGCUGGCGCUGCUGCAGGCCUUCCUGCGCUGGCUCGAACUCGGAAAAUUUCCUCCAAAAAUAGCAGCAAAUACACAAGGCAGCUAUACUUGGUUCUCAAAAGGCUGGCGUGAAGCCUUUGAAAGUGGAGCCCAGGAACCCUGGGUUUUUAGAGGGGGCCUAACAGCAGAUCUUAGACGAUUGUUACCAGUGGAAUGUACUGGUGACGUUCUGAGACCACACUGUAUCCCUUCUGGUCUUCCACUAACUGUAAGACCUUACAUGCCAGCUGAUGAAGAAGCAAUAUGCACCAUAUGCCAUAAAACAUGUAGAGAUGGAUCAGACUGCAGUGAUUUGUUCCCGAGCGACCUUCAAACUUUACCAGCUGAUAGAUUGGUAGCGCCAUUCCUAACAUUGACACCGUAUCUGUGCAUGGUUAUAGAAGAUGAUGGCUAUUUGGAAGAGGAUAAUUCCGAGGUGGAUGGAGUUGACCCUGAUGCAGAUAAAUCGAACAUUAAAAUUAAUAAUGUUAAACCAGAAAUUGUAGGCUACGCUUGUGCAGCAUUGAAUAGCAAAGAAUUUUACAAGAAGCAGGAAAUUGCGUGGAUACCAGAAAUGUGUGUCAAGUAUCCAAUGGAAUUGUUGGAGAGGGAUGACCUAACCCCAGCUGCAAAGGAAUGCAUCCGUCACUUCCACGAGUUCAGCAGUCAAGAGCGUGCGCCGGAGAGCGUGUCGCGCGCCCACCCCGCCCUGCUGACGUGCUGCGUGCUGCCGGCGCGCGGGGACCCGCUGGCGCCCGCGCGCCUGCUCACGUGUCUACUGGCCGCGCUGCGGGCGCACGGUGUAAACGGAGUGCACGCGUGUAUAAACGACACCGAUCACUAUCUACAGCAGUUCUACAAUAAACUAGGUUUUGUCGAAAUGUCUAGAAGCAACGGUCGAGUAUUUUUGGCGCGUGCUUUUUAGCGCCAGCGACCACAUGAGAUACCGAACUAGCGGUACCUUUUUCAUAAAAACACGAGGAAAUUGCCAAUUUCCUCAAAUAGAUGUCAGCGCAAAAAACGUCAUCAGCCACAUUAAGCAAAAUUAUUUAUUAUAAAAGACAUUUAAUUGCACAAUUCAUGAUUAUAAUACACUGCCCUCUAACUUUUAGAUAGUCUCAUUUUGACAUUUUUUUGAUAUAUCUUCUGACACUUAAAAAUAAUAUAAGGAGGAAUUACACGGUUAAAAAAAAAAACUCUUAAAGUUAAGUAAUGUCUAAUGUGUUAUUAUAAAAUUGUUGUACCAAUGAUUGUGCAACUAAAUGUCAAGGAGCUAAAAUGUAGUAUCACUCCUCAUCUGUUAUAAUUUUAUCUUUCAGUCUAAAUACUAGCACCUGUGCUGAUUCACGCUUUUUACGCUAACUUAUACUAAAAAAAUCUCAAAUACAUAAAAAAGGAGGAGUUUGAAUUCAUGUUUGUUACAAAUAAAAAAAAAAAGUAAACAAAAUGUUGUUGGACUGAAACUUUGUUUUAAAAAAAAUAUAUCAUCGGGGAAAAAACCGAAAACCAAAUAAAUAACGCAAAUAUUAAUACUUCUAAAGUUACUUUUGAUACUUUGACCAUACUAAAAGAGUUCAGUACCAUUGUUAUACAAGAAUUUAAGCCUUGCAAGAAAUGAAAUCAAAAAAGUCUAAUUUCAAAUAUCUCAAAUACAAAUUAACAUAU